GCUCAUUAUAAGUCACAUACUAAUACUUUACUUUCUUCUUCUCAAACUCCUCUUUACUUUACAACUUCAUCAUUAUCAUAUUAUCGAAUCAAUAAGCAUUAUGGGUAUUUUCACAUAUGAGAAUGAUAUCACCUCUACCGUUGCACCUGCUAAGUUAUUUAAAGCAGUGGUGCAUGAUGCUGAUGUCAUCGUUCCAAAGGUUGUUGAUUCCAUCAAGACUGUUGAAAUUGUUGAAGGAAAUGGUGGCCCUGGAACCGUCAAGAAGAUCACUUUCGUUGAAGGAGGACAAACCUUGUACGUGUUGCACAAAAUUGAAGCCAUUGAUGACGCAAAGUUUGAAUAUAAUUACAGUAUAGUUGGAGGUUUCGGUAUAUCAGACGCUGUUGAGAAGAUAUCAUUUGAGGCCAAAUUGGUUGAAGGUCCAAAUGGAGGAUCAGUUGGGAAGACGAUUGUUAAAUAUCACACCAAAGGAGAUGCUAAGCCAAUUGAAAAGGAAGUUGAGGAAGGCAAGGCUAAGGGAGAUGCUCUUUUCAAAGCCAUUGAAGGUUACGUUUUGGCAAAUCCUAAUUAUAAUUGAUGAUACUAUAGCAUAUAUCAUCACUGUCCUUGCAAGCAAGCUUUGUUGGUGUCUUCUUAAUAUAUAAGUUAUCUUUCAAUGUAAUAAUAAAGGGUUCGAUCUCUUGUUGUCUGUUCCGUUUGCCUGUGAAUUGUGAGGCUUGAUAUCUUUGUAUCCCGGCCACUUUAUCAAUAAUCAACAACUUAAUACAAAUGAAAAGCAUAUUCCAUAUAACAGUACUUCUAAAUACAUGUUAGCUUCCAAUGUAAUAAAGUGUUCUAUUGUCUUGUUUGUUC
Vicia villosa (hairy vetch) is the source of this 852-nucleotide messenger RNA. Its product is annotated as ABA-responsive protein ABR18-like. Gene Ontology annotation, molecular function: signaling receptor activity; protein phosphatase inhibitor activity; abscisic acid binding. The record is from RefSeq and is a predicted model, not a curated record. Gene Ontology annotation, biological process: abscisic acid-activated signaling pathway; defense response. The coding region runs from base 101 to 577 and encodes 158 amino acids. Gene Ontology annotation, cellular component: nucleus; cytoplasm. NCBI's taxonomy places the organism in Eukaryota, Viridiplantae, Streptophyta, Magnoliopsida, Fabales, Fabaceae. The transcript has a single exon.